UUCUUGUAUAAAUUGGAGGAGCAGAUUCCUUUCUGACCUCAGAGACAAGUGCUGCUCCUUGUCCUUCCUCCCUACCAAGAGAUUUCCUGGGUCUUCCCCAAAGCCAAGAUGAAAGUCUUCUUCAGUCUGAUCCUCUUCUCUCUCGUGCUGGCUGCAUGUCAUGCAUGCUAUAUAGUUCCCUUUGAACUUAUGGCUAAAAAAGCUGAAAACAUGCCGCCAAGCACAUGUGUUGAUGUCUUCGAUGGGACAUUUCAUCUCAUUGGGUCCACUUGGAUUGCAGAGGAUUGUUAUAAGUGCGAGUGCAACAAUAAUGGAUUAGACUGCUGCCACAGAAAUUUUAGAGAAAUUCCAUUUUGCAAAGUAGUGGUAAAUAGCCAGACAUGUCAACCUGAAUACUAUAGACUCGAUGACCCAUCGCAGCGCUGUGAUGUCUGAUCUCUUCACGCGGACGAACCGGAAUAAACCUCUCAUGUGUAAAUGAACCAGAAUAAAUCUCUCAAAUCGCAUCUAAAA
Messenger RNA from Thamnophis elegans (Western terrestrial garter snake), 513 nucleotides. Its product is annotated as small serum protein 5-like. The record is from RefSeq and is a predicted model, not a curated record. The coding region runs from base 109 to 435 and encodes 108 amino acids. The transcript has 4 exons. NCBI's taxonomy places the organism in Eukaryota, Metazoa, Chordata, Lepidosauria, Squamata, Natricidae.